Messenger RNA from Diorhabda sublineata, 2601 nucleotides. Its product is annotated as calmodulin-lysine N-methyltransferase. The coding region runs from base 171 to 1127 and encodes 318 amino acids. Gene Ontology annotation, cellular component: cytoplasm. The transcript has 3 exons. Gene Ontology annotation, molecular function: calmodulin-lysine N-methyltransferase activity. The record is from RefSeq and is a predicted model, not a curated record. Lineage: Eukaryota; Metazoa; Arthropoda; Insecta; Coleoptera; Chrysomelidae.
GUAAUUAAUUGUCAAUGUCAACGAAAAGGUCAUGUUUUGUAAUUCGUCCAAAUUUUUAUACUUUGUCGUUAAAUUUAAAUAAUUUUUAACGCAACUUGCCAGUAUCGAAAAAUCAGCGGGAGUGAUAGCCAAGUAUAAUUCUCAAGUUUCAUUAUUAACAUGCUUCUUCUAUGGACCAAAGUAAAGACAUAUUUGGAUUAACUUCUAAAUGUAGUAUUGAUUUCCAUGAAGUUUUACGAUUUCCUAACGAAAAAAGAGUGGUGGCUCGACGUCGUUGGGCUAUUUUGGCUAAAGCCCUUAAGAGCCCCACAGAAAGUCAGCCUUCCAGUCCAACUGAUGAAUGUUCCGUACGUCGAAUUUCCUCCUUCAUGCUAUUGAAAACACAGGAGCUUACCUCAUUGCCUCUAGUAAUUAAAGAAAACCAAAACAUUGACCAAUUAAAAAAAUAUACAUGGUAUAAAUAUUCUAUAUGUAUAAAUGGUAGCGACUAUUUUUUAGAUAUAGCUCAUAGAAACCGCACUUUUUCCGCUGAAGAUUUAAUGGGAUUUAACAACACUGGUAACAUUUGUAUAUGGCCAUCUGAAGAAACAUUAAGCUACUUUGUUUGCUCAAAUUUAGAAAUAUUUAGAGACAAAAAUGUGAUAGAGUUGGGUGGGGGUAUGUCUUGCUUAGCGGGACUGUUCGCUGCCAAAUAUGGUCGUGCUAAAAGUGUUCUAGUGUCCGAUGGAAAUAAAGUAUCCGUAGAGAAUGUUCAAAUUACACUCAAAUGCAAUGAGUUUGGAAGUGAAGUCAGCUGUGCGAUUCUCGAAUGGUCUUCCUCCGUUAUAAAGGAUCAGUAUGACGUUGUUCUUUGUGCUGAUUGUCUAUUUUUUGACGAUGCGAGAACUGAUUUAAUCAAUUGUCUGUGGUGCUGUCUGGCCAAUAACGGUACUGCGUAUAUAAUGGCUCCACAAAGAGGUACUACCUUAAAUAUGUUCAUCAAACAAUCUGAAGAGAAAGGCUUCACUUGUAAAAUGAUUUUAAGAUAUAGCGAUGUUGUUUGGGACAAACGAUUAGCACUUCUGGAUAAUUGUGAUUUUGAUGAUAAUAUUCAUUACCCUAUACUCAUAGAAGUGACCAAAGAAUAAGUGUCCUUAGUAUUUGGCAUAUUAUAUAUUUAUACCAAUAACGGUAAUUUAUUAUUAUUAUUAUUAUUAUCAUUAUUAUUAUUAUAUAGACGACCAUAUUCCUUAUAUAUAUCUAGUCUGAUAUUUACCUUAUCUGUGAUAAUUAAUACCAAUUUCCUCUGAAUGUUAGUAUUUGUUAGAAAACUAUAUGUUAAUUUAUUAUAUUGUCAAUAUAUUUACAUAAAAAUUAAAUUAUUCACCAUAAAAGAAACUCUUUUCCUUUAAUUUUUAGAAUGUGACAAUACUGAAUAAGAAAAUUAUCCAGUAGCAUUUCAACUAUAAUGUACUUACUAUUUUUAUUAGUUCUGUGGUACUUUUCACAUAAAAUUGUAGCUUUAGUUAACACAAAGUGAACUCAAAUUAAAUUUGAGAUAGGUUACAAAUCGAAGAAAGAAAUCUUUAUUAAGCUAAAUUUUGGGGUCCUCCCCAUCUCUUCAAAAAAUUUUCAAUAAUUUUUCUUCGUUUUAUUUGUUUUAUCGACGCAUUUGAGAUAAAAAUUAGCUCCAAGCUUAGAAAUCAAAAUUUCAACAAUUUUUUGGUUGUUAAAAAAAGAUGAAAAUUAUUAAGUAUUAAGUAUAUUAUUAAUCGUACCAUUAUUUUCAUUAACAAGAAACAAAUUGUUAUACACUAAUUAAAUCAUUAUGGGAUUCACGCAACGUUACAAAGAAAGCAUGAAGAAAGAGAAUCCUAACCUAACCUAAAAAGUUUUUAAUAAUUUGUAAAAAUUCUUUAAAUUUGGACAUUAAAUUGUUUUUUUUAAUUGUUCAUUUUUGCACAUACUUUCCAAAAACAUACCGAUAAAAAUACAGCUUUCAGACAAAUGGCUCUUGGAUUUUUUAUCUUUAAUGUACCUAAAAAUAAAGAAAAUGAAUUAGGGUGUACUCCACUUUUAAAUAAUAACCUCAACAUGAUCACCAAGUCUAUUUAUAAGAAUUUCGUGCCAAGUCUGGACUGUAUGGGGGGUAACUCCGACCCGAACCGUCUCAACAUUAUAUUAUUUCUUAGUCUUUCUAUGACACAAGGGGGUCGCCAGAAUUUUUCCACUUGUAAAUGGGUCGCAAAAUCAAAAAGAUUGAAAAACACUGCAGAAAGAUGACAAACUCAUUAAACAUGAUCUAGACACACUCUAGAUAAGACCUGAAUCCCAGAAAAUAGCUGCUACAACUUUACCGGUAUUUUUAUAGAGUGCUAUUUCAAAUUUCAUUGUCAUUGAUGGUUUUGGGUGUUCCGUGCCGUGUUGAUUUCUUUUGUUGAAUAACUUGGCCGGUUAUGGUCAUCCUGUCUGCCUGAUUGAAAAUAGCUACAUAAUUUCGCUACAUAUUGUUUGCUCGUUGCUUCUUCGUAAUGAACUUUCACGAUUUGAUAGUAAAUAUAUAGUAAAUUUGUAAAGCGGACACAUAAUUUUUCCAUAAAAAUGGAAUUAUGCAUCGCACUU